AGAAGUUCAAUCUGAGGAUACACAGACGCGACCUGCAGACGCUGUGCGGGCUGAACUGGCUGAACGACGAGGUGAUCAACUUCUACAUGAACCUGCUGAUGCAGCGCGCCGCCGAGCGGCCCAAGCUGCCGCGCGUGUAUGCCGCCAACACCUUCUUCUACCCCAAGCUCAUGCAGGCGGGCCAGGCCGGCCUCCGCCGCUGGACCCGCAAGGUGGACAUCUUCGCGCACGACUUGCUGGUGGUGCCGGUGCACUUGGGCGUGCACUGGUGCGUGAGCCUGGUGGACUUCCGCGCGCGCCGCGUGGCCUACCUGGACAGCAUGGGCGGCCGCAACGCCGCCUGCCUGCAAGCCCUGAUGCAGUACCUGCGCGACGAGCACCAGGACAAGAAGGGCUCGCCCUUCGACGACGCCGGCUGGCGGACAGAGUGUCUCAAGGACAUCCCGCAGCAGAUGAACGGCAGCGACUGCGGCAUGUUCGCGUGCACGUUCGCGGAGUUCACGUGCCGCGACGCGCCCUACACCUUCUCGCAGGCCCACAUGCCGUACCUGCGCCGCAAGGCCGCGCUCGAGAUCCUGCAGGGCAAGCUGCUGCUAUAGACCGCAGGCCGCAGACCGCAGGCCGGGCGACACCACUCGCGACCACCGAGCGUUUGUUCCCGAAAGUUUAGUGCGAGUGAUGUGAUGACCGGCGUUGACGACCUCCCGAGAUAUAGUAAGUGAAUGCCGCGCGAUAUCGAGCGUCGCCUGAGACAGUAUCCGCUACCUAGUUAAGUCUGAAACUAUUUAAGUUAUAUUUAUAUCGCUGAGCCUGGUCGGGUCGCGCGCGUAAUGCCGGCCGGCGCGGCGCCUUUAGUGAACCUUAUUUUAAUACUUGAUUGAUUUAUGUAUAAGUAUCAUAGAAAUAUGUACAUAAUAUUAUUAUAACACUACUCUUGAAUGUUUGUUUCUUCCAGUAGAACUUUAAAGUAAUAAAUCAGUUACAAAAUAGUCAUUGCAUUUGAGAUUUUCUCGAGGUGGUGUAGGAUGACAUGAUUCAGUUGUUUCUUUAAGUAAGCAGUAACAAUAUUCACACAUUAUUAACAUUACUAAAUAGGACAUAUUGCUAUCCUUUUUUCUUUUUAUUAAUGAUACACAUUUUCUUUGUCUCUAAACAAACAGAUGAGAAAAACUUUGCAACCUCUAUAAAGUGAAGAACCAAAAAAUAUAUGUUCAUAUUAUUUAACAUAAUAAAUGGAAACAUUAUUUACAUGCCUCAUGCAUGUAGCGACUAGCGAUUUAUAGAAUAUCAGUCGAAAUACACUGGGUCCAGAGCCAGAGACCUAAUGAUACCUGGAGCUGUGUAGUGAAAAAACAAGUUAAAGUUUAGUUACAACACUUGCAUGAUGUAUACAUAGAAAAUUAAAUGUUUUGUAGGGGUGGCAUCGUUUUUAUCUUUGAUAUGUAAUUUUGUCUAAUUAAUUGGUUGUAUAUUUUGAUCUCUAAUCUCUAGCAGACAUAAAUCUUAUAUAACAUAAAUAAAUAGAUUGGGUGGCAUAUUGGAUCAUUACUGUUUUUAAUACGACUUUAUGACAUAUCACACAUUUUUGUUCAAAAUUCGUCCAAAACAAAAAUAUUUCCAUUCCAUGAGAUCUUGUGAGAAAAAUAUGUGUAUUUGUAAAUUUGUACUUUUUCUCUCUACUAAAAUACUUAUUAUUUACCCCCUUCAAUUUUGUUACUAAUUCAGACGCAUUGUGAUUUCUUGUCAUUUAGUUUAUUUAUAAUGCUAGUUUGUAAUAAAAUGUAAACAAUUUCAUUUGGAAGUUUUGUAAUUAGGUAUUUUUAUCAAAGUUAAUAAUCAAUCUGUGUGGUAACUGUUUUGUCCAUCUUGUCAAGCACUUGGAUGCCUGACAAAAUGAACGUUUUCACAUUUGAUGUGAAGACUAUCCUAAGUUGUGUAAGUGAUGGAGUAAAUUAAAUAAUAAAACAUUAUGAAAUCAA
Messenger RNA from Ostrinia furnacalis (Asian corn borer), 1979 nucleotides. RefSeq names its product sentrin-specific protease 1-like. The record is from RefSeq and is a predicted model, not a curated record. The coding region runs from base 87 to 599 and encodes 170 amino acids. Lineage: Eukaryota; Metazoa; Arthropoda; Insecta; Lepidoptera; Crambidae. Gene Ontology annotation, molecular function: deSUMOylase activity. Gene Ontology annotation, cellular component: nucleus. Gene Ontology annotation, biological process: proteolysis; protein desumoylation. The transcript is spliced from 4 exons.